This is a messenger RNA of Rhopalosiphum maidis (corn leaf aphid), 369 nucleotides long. RefSeq lists its product as uncharacterized. The coding region runs from base 1 to 309 and encodes 102 amino acids. The transcript has 6 exons. Lineage: Eukaryota; Metazoa; Arthropoda; Insecta; Hemiptera; Aphididae. The record is from RefSeq and is a predicted model, not a curated record.
AUGUACAGUUGGGGCGACGUAGAAGGCCAAAGGCCGAGUACUAACCACGAAAGAAUGGAAGAUAAAGUUAAUGACAGUCAUACUUAUUUUGAUGCCGAGUCAUGGAGACAAAUAGCUUAUGACACAAAUCCAAUUGCAAGUUUCUUACAUGAUUGGAGAAACUGUGGAUAUGCUUAUAGACGCAAAUUGUCACCAACCGCUUAUUGUAGAAUGAUAGCAGAAUUUGAACCUUAUGUACAACUAAUUGAUGAUGAAAUUUCAACUCAGCGGCAUAUUGUACUUAUGCAGUGUGCAUCGCAUGAUUUUUAAACUAUACCUUGAUGAUGAAUUGAUUUUAUUUUAUAUUAUGCACCUUAAACAAUUACAAAG